AUGAAUCGUGGAAGAAUGGCUCCACUGUGUUCGGGCUGUAUUGCAACAAGCCGUCCCUGGGUCCGUGGACCCGCAGCCCCGGGACCGUUCCACCGAGUUCGUGCAGACUUCGACUUUCAUAUCAGUUGGCUCAUAGCUGUGGCUGGUGACGUUUCCACCGGUGGUUCGCGUUCCUCGUCACAAAAUUCUUCACUGUUCGGAGUGCCGGUUAUCGUCGCGAUCGUAUCAGUUUCUUAACAGUUAAUUAACCGUGAGUUGUCGUAGUGAAUGUUUAUUCAAUCACGUGAACGAGUACGAUAUAUAUACUGCUCGUUGGAUGUUAAAAAGUAUUACACUGUGGCGUAUAUCAGUCUACAAAUGAAAUAUAUUGAAUCCGCGUGGCAAUCGACGUGCUGAGCGAAACCUGUGUGAGAGACCUAUCCAACCUGUGUAACCGUGAGGCAUCAAGCUAAAAGGUCCAAUUGCACGCGGAAGAUGAGCGAGGAGUCGAUGAGCGCGUCGCUCGCCGCCAGGAACUCGAGGAAUCGGGGAGCGUCGCGUUUAAUAAGAGUCCCGGGAGUCCGCCGACACGGCGUAGGAAUGCGACAAAAGCGGUAAUCGAGCGGCUGACAAAGUUACGACAACUCGGCAAGAAGAAACGAGGCUCGAGAGAGAGAGAGAGAGGAGUAAAAAUAUCGAAAAUCGUAAAGAAGAGCGAGACUUGAGACGAAGAAGUGAAGGUCACGUCCCAUCCUACGCCUCGAGACGUACACGCUGCCGCCUCGGGGGUAGAGAGACGACACGGUCAUUGAGAGAAUCUUGGCGCAGAACGCGCGCGGGUACUUUCUUGGAGCGUAAGGUAGGCGAGAGUGGAAACCAUGCGGAGAGGAGAGAAGGAGAGGCGAGUAACAAGGUAGAACGUUGUUGCGACGACAACGACGACAACGAAAAGGACGAAAACGAAGGAUCAAUCGAAC
Messenger RNA from Heterotrigona itama, 956 nucleotides. The record is from the annotation of a GenBank genome assembly. Lineage: Eukaryota; Metazoa; Arthropoda; Insecta; Hymenoptera; Apidae.